AUGGGCAAGACCAAGGCCCGGCGCUUUCGCCCGCCGCCCUUCGCUCCAGCCGGGAGCCUGGGCGAGCCGGCGGCGGCGGAGGAAGGCGAGGCGGGCGAAGAGGAGGGCUCCCCGGCCGCCGAGCUGCUGGAGAAGCUGCAGCACCCCAAUGCCGACGUGCGUGAAUUUGCCUGCGCCAACAUUUCCAAGAUGUUGCAACAGCAACAAACAAUCCCGGCUUUUGUGCAACAAGAUGUGGUCCGGCGACUGGGCCCGUUGCUGCUUGAUCCAAGCUUAGUGGUUCGGGAGACGGCGGCAGGAGCACUCCGCCCUUUCCCCGCCUGCUUCCUGGGCGGAGAGCGGCGGCGGCGGCGCCUGCGCCCCAGCCGCACACGUGGGGCAGGCCGGCCAGCCAGCCCGUCCCGGGAGCCUCGGCUGGAAGCCAGCGGCGGCGCUUCGGCUAUGGGCAAGACCAAGGCCCGGCGCUUUCGCCCGCCGCCCUUCGCUCCAGCCGGGAGCCUGGACGAGCCGGCGGCGGCGGAGGAAGGCGAGGCGGGCGAAGAGGAGGGCUCCCCGGCCGCCGAGCUGCUGGAGAAGCUGCAGCACCCCAAUGCCGACGUGCGUGAAUUUGCCUGCGCCAACAUUUCCAAGAUGUUGCAACAGCAACAAACAAUCCCGGCUUUUGUGCAACAAGAUGUGGUCCGGCGACUGGGCCCGUUGCUGCUUGAUCCAAGCUUAGUGGUUCGGGAGACGGCGGCAGGAGCACUCCGAAACCUCAGUGCCUGCGGAGGAUUUGAAGUUUGCAAUGAUAUGGUCACUAAAGACAUCAUGACUCCACUUGUAGCUUUGUUGAAGGAGUGCCGGGCAGGACUUAUAGAAAGCAAUAAUUCCUUGAAGGAAGACAAACAGACAGAGAAGAACCAUCCUGAGGACAUUGCUAACGAAGGUGUGAACUUGCUGUGGAAUGUGUGUGAAUGCAACAGUACAGCCGUAUCAAUAUUCAACAAAGAAGGAUGCUUAGAUGUUACUCUACAAUAUCUGAAGAGGUUUCGUACAAAUGUUGAGCUGGCUAUUGCUGCGGCAUCCUGUUUACAAACGGUGACAGAAGACAACCCAGAUCUACUAUCAUCUUUCGAUGCAUCUGCGCAUCAGGUGCUGGAAAUGGUUAUGUUAUCAUCGGAGAAAGAUAUGGACCACAUCCUUUUGCGGACUUUGGUGGCAGGGGUAGCGUGGAACGUAAAGAGCACUGUGCCCUCAAGCAGCCAGGCAGGAACCAUCAAUGCCAUCCUAAAGAUUUUCUCGGACUGUCUAGCGGUGGACGCCGGAGAGACAGUUGUUCGGAUGAAGGAAGCCGAAACGGAAAGGUUGAAGACUUCGGUGGAAGGAAAUGGAGUGAACGGAGGUAGCACCACACAGAUAGACGAGAACAGCAUGGAAGAGGGAACUGGAGGGAUCGCCCAAGGGGAGAAGGACCUGUUGGAUCUACUGCCACGCAGCCAGCAGGAGUUGAAGCAAGCGAGUGCGUUACUUUUGGCUCAACAAACUGCCCUGGAAAUAAUUGUCAACAUGUGCUGCAACGAAGAUGCUUCUGACGAAGAAUGGGAAGAGUUAUCGAGCAGUGACGAAAGCGAUGCCUUUCUGGAUAACAAUUAUGAAGAAGAGGGCAAGCUGCUUUCUCCGUUGUGCCUUUCAGCUGAAAUUCACACCGCCCUGGUCAACCAGUUAAUCCCAAAGAAGAUCCUGGAAAAAACUGCUUUCCCUAGUGGAGUUACGGUCAAUGUCUGUAUGCAACAUCCAUCUUGGAAGGCUCUGAUUAAAAAGUUGAACAUGAUCCAGUGCAGAGCGCUCACCUGUCUUCACAGCAUUUUGCUGGUGUCGGAUGUGGAUAGCCUGGGGGGUCCUUCGGUGCUUCAAUCCCUGUCACAGCACUUGUCUCAAUUAAUUUUUUCCCAGCCAGAAUUUUCAAAAGAAGUGGAGUUUCUAGAAGCUGUCACCAGUGCGUUGCGAGCUCUUUUGCAAAUGUUGGCAUCAAAUAAUAUAACUCAGUGCAUGACCCCGGAGCAGCUGAUGACUCUGUGUGACACUGGAAUUCAAAGCACAAACAUCAGCGUCCGAAUCAAUGUUGUUAGCAUUUUAGGAAUUGCUGGGAGUGUGCUUGCCAAAGUGGAAGACACCACUGAGACACUCAAGAACAUCGGAAAAUUCCUCCUCAAUGUUGUAACGAAAGACUCUUCCCUUGUGGUGGUGGGAGAAGCCUUGGAUGCCCUCUUCGAUGUUUUUGCCGAUGGCAAAGAAGCGGAAAAGGCAGCGGAGGAAAUAAAAUUGCUUUAUGCGCUUAAGGAAUUCCAGCCCAUUUUCAAGUCACGGAUGCGAAAGGAAGGCAGAGGACAGUACAACACAGAACAACUGUGCGUUCUAGACAACGUGAAGUUGAAUUUAAGAAGAUUUAUUGCCUAUCAAGAGACGUUGGAUAGAAAGAAAAAAGUUUUGGAAGAGAAAUAGGAUGGAAAGCACUAUUUUUGAUAUAGUUUAUCAAAUGUUUUAACCGUGGAUUCUAUAGGACCUUGUAGUAACAACUAGUGGGAGACAAGGGUGGUGGUCUGCUUUUCCUACUAUGUGUCUUAUAUUGAAGGGGGACAGAGAAAAGUGCUAAAAUGAAUUCAGCACCGCAAAGGGUCAAAAUUUGUCCUUAAAAAGUGGUGGAAUAUUUUAAUUUUCUGUUCUUAGAAAAAGAAUGAGCAAAAAAAUCCAAAAUAAAAAAAAAGAGAUUAUGAUGGAAGUGUCCAUUUUGUUAAUAUGGACAAAAUAAUGUGAUUUCCUUGAUUAUAUACUUCAGAGUUUUCUGUUUUGUUUUUUUAAGUAAAAGUACAAUGUAAAAAACAGGAUAAAAUAUUGUUCCUGGGUGAUUUCAGUUUUCUCAGUGCCCAAAUAUGAAGACUUUUCCUACUUCUUUUUAAAAAAACGUUUUAUAGAUAACAGCCAAGUUCACACAUUGUAUUUUUCUAAUAUACAUAAUAUACAGAAGUAUAUUUCUUCAUAUUGUAUUUGAAAUCCUUUAGCCCAAAGCUGUUAAAAUGCAAAAUAACUACGUUUUCUACCAAAAGGAAUCUAUGUUUUGUGUUUGGAUUCAGUGCUGGUGAACGAUAGCAAUAAAAUAAUUGACAUUCCUAUAAUUUAUGAUAGUUGUACUGGAUAAACUAUGAUAAAACAGAGUAAAUUAUAAAUUGUGGUACCCUGGGUAAAUUGACACAACUUGGGGCACUGUCAAAUAAUGUAUUGCUGUGUGUAGCCUGAACAAGCCUUUUACCAUAUUCCGAUUAAAUAGCCUUUUAGCUAAGUUUCUCUCCAUUCAGCCAAGAGGCUGGAUCAAAUG
Messenger RNA from Protobothrops mucrosquamatus (brown spotted pit viper), 3352 nucleotides. RefSeq names its product HEAT repeat containing 3 (gene HEATR3). The coding region runs from base 1 to 2481 and encodes 826 amino acids. The transcript has 17 exons. The record is from RefSeq and is a predicted model, not a curated record. Gene Ontology annotation, biological process: ribosomal large subunit biogenesis; protein import into nucleus. Lineage: Eukaryota; Metazoa; Chordata; Lepidosauria; Squamata; Viperidae.